Corythoichthys intestinalis (scribbled pipefish) is the source of this 3777-nucleotide messenger RNA. It is a transcript of the gene eva1ab, whose product is annotated as eva-1 homolog A (C. elegans). Lineage: Eukaryota; Metazoa; Chordata; Actinopteri; Syngnathiformes; Syngnathidae. Bases 508 to 1086 code for a protein of 192 amino acids. The record is from RefSeq and is a predicted model, not a curated record. The transcript has 4 exons.
GCCUCCUCUUAAGCAUAAUAUAGUAUAUCCUCCACAUGCAUGUAAGAAAAGAAGGAAAGGAUGCAGACAUUUGGGAGAUAGGGUGAGAGAGAGAUUUGCUUAUCCUGUCGAGGUCUCUCAUGUCACAGCUCUACCCCGAGGGCCUGACCUCUGCCUCGCAAACUGCAAACCGACCUGGUGAAGCUCACACUGAAGAGGUGGGAAGUUCGUUUUGGAAAACAUUCCAAAUCCGCAUCAGAAAAAGAAGGGCAUGAGGAUUAAUUGUUUUUGAUAGCAGCCCAGAAGAGAUCUUCUACAUUUUUUUUUUUUUUUUGCAGGAGGGACACACAGGGAAGAGGAAAGGGGAGGAGUGGCGUUGAACACAAAGAGGAGAAGAGCACAGAAGCGCAAGCGAAUAAGAAGACGAGAGGAGCUGAGAGAUGCCGCACGGAAAUAGAUGAGCAUGACAACUCCAGCGAGGGCUGACGAAGAGUCAAGAUUUAAGAAGAUUCAAUUCCUAGUAAAGUGAUGAGUACUCAGACAACAGAGAGCACCAGCACAGAUGUGAUGGUGGUCUCCAAGGAGAUGGCAUUGCUUAGCAACAUACUGGCAGCCUACACCUUCAUCACAGACCGACCCGAGAGGACGGCGCUGGUGUUUCUGGGUGGCGUGUCUGUCGGUCUCCUUGUCACCCUCUGUGCCGUCGUCUUCCAGAUACACUGCCGCGCCGAUUGUCACUACGGCAACAGUAAACACCCUCGUCAUCACCACCGUCACCGGCGUCACCACCACCACCAUCAUCACGUCUGUCGGCACCAUCAGCGGCACAUCGAGGCCAACCCCGACGACACGGCCGUGGUCGCCGCGGAGGUCGCCGGGCCGGCCGAGGACGCCGAAUCCGAGGAUUGGGACGAGAACGCGGACAUGUCAUCGCGGAGACGCAGGCGCUUUGAGAGGGCAUUGCUUCAUGCCGGCAUGUUUACAUCAGCUGAGGAACUGGAUCGGGCCCAGCGGCUAGAGGAGCGGGAAAGGAUCCUGAGAGAGAUCUGGAUGAAUGGACAGCCAGACAUCAGCACAGUCACACAGAGCCUCAACAGAUAUUACUGACAGAAGGAAAAGCAUUAACGGAAAGAAAGAAUGAAGAAGGACUCAUACACAAAAUGAUGGACGCGACGAAAUGACAGGUGAACGUGUGAAUAGACAAAGUGACUGUCAUAUAUCUGUCUUUUGCUCACUAAUAUGCCCUUUGUGUUUUUAACACAAUUCAAAUGGUGCUAGAUAAGGAAUGUGAAUAUCAUGCUGGGAUAGAUGUAUUCCUUUUUCCACCUCUUUUGGUAGCCCAAGAUUAAAGAAGAAGUCAACAGUGGAUGUGAUGGUUUGUUUCUGGUGCUUUUACUGUUGUUGUAAGUCGCAUUCCUAAAAUAAAAUGGAUGCAUACUUAAAGAAAGUGAGUUCAUUGUUCGUACUUGUAUUAUAGCAGCGUUUGUAAACCCCUUUUGUUGAUGUGAAAAUAUUCAAAACACAACGGAGGCUCACGAAAUAUAACAAUAAAUCUUUAUUACAUCAGUAUUUUGCAUGGCCAUAUUGUCCAAAUACAGGGCAUCGGAAUUAUAUCAUAUUAAUGAGAAAUUGACUGCGGGUACUCCGGCUCCCUCCCAGAAUCUCAAAAACAUGCAUGUUAGGUUGACUGAACACUCCAAAUUGUCCAUAAGUGUAGUAAGUGUGCGUAAGUGUGCAUAUGGAUGGUUGUCUGUCUCUAUGAGCGGUUCAGAAAAUCUAUGAAUGAAUAAUGAGAUAUUGAUUUGGCAGGUCACUGUUUCAAUUUAUGUGAUAUUAGAGGGAUAACACUCAUCACUUUUGGAUGAGCACAAAAACAGCAAAUAGGUGGGCAUUUGUCAAAUAUUAAAUAUUAAAAAAUCAGCAAGUUGGCAAAUUUGUGAAUGCCAAAUCGCGUAUUCACUAGGGCUGUCAAAAUUAUCACGUUAACGGGCGUUAAUUAAUUUUUUAAAUUACUCACGUUAAAAUAUUUGACACAUUUAACGCACAUGCCCCGCUCAAACAGAUUAAAAUGACAGCAAAGUGUCAUUUCCACUUGUUACUUGUGUUUUUUGAUGUUUUGCCGCCCUCUGCUGGCGCUUGGGUUCGACUGAUUUUAUGGGUUCCAGCACCAUAAUUAUUAUUGACAUCAACAAUGGCGAGCUACUAGUUUAUUUUUUGAUUGAAAAUUUUACAAACUUUAUUAAAACGAAAACAUUAGGAGGGGUUUUAAUAUAAAAUUUCUUUAACUUGUACUAACAUUUAUCUUUUAAGAACUACAAGUCUUUCUAUCCACGGAUCGCUUUAACAGAAUGUUAUUAAUGUUAAUGUCAUCUUGUUGAUUUAUUGUUAUGAUAAACAAAUACAGUACUUAUGUACAGUUUGUUGAAUGUAUAUAUCCGUCUUGUGUCUUAUCUUUCCAUUCCAACAAUAAUUUACAGAAAAAUAUGGCAUAUUUUAUAGAUGGUUUGAAUUGUGAUUAAUUACGAUUAAUUAAUUUUUAAGCUGUAAUUAACUCGAUUAAAAAUUUUAAUCGUUUGACAGCCCUAGUAUUUACUCAUCUCAAAUGAAAAGAACCAGAUUAAGCAUGCUGCUAGUAAGUACACUGUGUGAAUACCUUCUUCUCCAAUUCUUGUUUUUUUUCAGUGUCCCCAACUUUAAUGAUUACCAUCAAACAAAAUGCGAAGUAUACAUAUAAAAUGCAGUAUUUAUAAGGAAUAUAAUUUUCGUAAUUUUAGCAAUAAAUCUGUUUUUUUUUUUUUUUUUAAAUGUAAUAAUUUUAUUUAUAUUUUCUUUUUCUUUUAAAAUGUCUAGAAGCAGACAGAGAAGGUUGCAGUAAGCAGUGCAGCGGUAUUUCCAUGGGAUUAAACAGAGAGAACAUUAUUAUAAUCAAGGUGAAAUGCUACCACUCGCAACUUUAAAAACGAGAAACCCCACAGGCCGAGUAUGUAUCUGACUAUAAAGUUAGCUACUUAGUAACGUUUUGUCCUUUGUUCUGUCAGAUUUUUCUCCCGAAGCCUUUGUGGCAAUAAAUAUGCAGUCUUUUACAUUCAGUUGGAUUCUCAAUAUUAUCUGGAGGUGCUAAAUAAACAACUUACAUCAUAAACAUACAUGUGCAACAUUAAUACAGCGUAAAUAAAUGCUUAAAACAAACGGUGAGAGAGCGGCGUGCAGUCGGGUUGAUCGCAGCCACAAGCUAGGAUGUGGGUGAGGAGACCUUUCCUUUGUGUGCGUCCGUGACCUGGGUGAGGAGACCUUUCUUUCGUGUGCGUCCGUGACCCAAUGUAAGUAUAUUUUCCUUUUUUAAUAGAAAGUUUGUGGCUUUUAGUGAUGGGGUCUUGACAGUUUAGAUUAUUCAUAUUUUAUUCUGUUUGUGUAGUGAUAGGCUAGUAAAUAAGUAGGCAGUCAAAUGUGAGCAAACUGACAUUGAUAGUUAAGUUUACCUUUGUACUACAUGCUAUAAAAUAGUAUUUCUUUUAUAAACCAAUCAUUAACUUAUCUUUGCGCAAGCAUAAGUGUCCUUGGUGACUCUUGACAUUCAGUUGUCAGUUGUCAGUUGCUAACCGGACAACCUUAUCCAUAGCUUGCAUUAGGCGAGCUUUCCUUUAGGCUUUGAAAAAGGCACCAAAGAUAUUCCUCCACCCAAUCUUUCAGGGUACCCCGUGUCGGAAUUACAGGUACCCCACACAAAGCGUUAAACUAAUGGGUUUUUGCAAUUUCAAAGGAAAAAAAGAUGCUUAAAGUCACGACCACACAAUACAU